AUGAGAAAUUUGUCAUGUUUGCUCACUGGUCAAGAAGAAUUGCUAUGUGAUUUGGAAAAGAAUGAGAUUAAAGUUGUAUUGCGAGAACAAGGUGGAACCUUAGCUGCUAUCUCUUCCCAACCUACAAUCAUUGAAGAAAUCAACGAGAAAGAUUCAAAGUUUACAUCAAGAUUCUGGCAAAGUUUGCAACAGGCUUUGGGAACCGAAUUACGAUUGAGUAGCGCCUACCAUCCACAGAUAGACGGUCAAUCCGAAAGAACCAAUCAGACUUUGGAAGAUAUGCUACGGAUGUGUGUGUUGGACUUCCAAGGGAAUUGGGAGACCUACCUUCCUUUAGCCGAGUUUGUGUACAAUAAUAGCUACCAUUCAAGUAUUGGGAUGACUCCUUAUGAAGCUCUCUAUGGAAGAAAAUGUCGUUCUCCUAUUUGUUGGGCAGAAGUAGGUGACAGGCCAUUGUUGGGCCCAGAACUUGUGCAAGAAACGACUGAGAAAGUGAAUCUGAUUCAGCAACAGUAUUUAAGAGAUCCAUUCCAUGCCAUUGAACCAACACAUGUGCUUUUGAAAGAUGACUACACCUAUGAGGAGAGGCCAAUACAGAUUGUUAAUCGUAGAAUCAAAAGACUAGGGAACAAAGAAAUCCCAUUGGUAAAGGUUAAUUGGCAGAAUCAUGGAGGAACUUAUGCAACCUGA
Messenger RNA from Camellia sinensis, 690 nucleotides. Lineage: Eukaryota; Viridiplantae; Streptophyta; Magnoliopsida; Ericales; Theaceae. The record is from RefSeq and is a predicted model, not a curated record.